Messenger RNA from Micromonas commoda, 939 nucleotides. Its product is annotated as cysteine-rich protein with zinc finger. The transcript has a single exon. The record is from RefSeq and is a predicted model, not a curated record. The coding region runs from base 1 to 939 and encodes 312 amino acids. NCBI's taxonomy places the organism in Eukaryota, Viridiplantae, Chlorophyta, Mamiellophyceae, Mamiellales, Mamiellaceae.
AUGCCGGCGAUUUGGCGGCCGAACGUGAGGAUUGAGCUCUCGGAUGUGGACGUCGAGGUGAAGGCGACGGAGGAGGAGGUGACGAAGAAGGGGACGAAGCGGAAGAGGGCCCCUCCCACAAAGGGGCCAUGCCAGCACGGGGUGAAGUAUCGGUCGAAUUGCAAGGUGUGCAGCGCUUGUCCGCACGGUCGUCAGCGCCAUCGGUGCAAGGAGUGCGGUGGGUCUCAAAUAUGCGAGCACGGCCGUGAGCGCUCUUACUGCAAGGAGUGCGGCGGGUCUCAAAUCUGCGAGCACGGUCGUCAGCGCUCUAGGUGCAAGGACUGCAGUGGUGCAUCAAUCUGCGAGCAUGGUCGUCAGCGUCGUUACUGCAAAGAGUGCGGUGGGUCUGCGUUCUGCGAGCACGGUCGUAUACGCUCUACAUGCAAGGAGUGCGGUGGUGCAUCAAUCUGCGAGCACGGUCGUCACCGCAUACAGUGCAAGGAGUGCGGUGGGUCUCAAAUCUGCGAGCACGGUCGUCGGCGCUCUCAGUGCAAGGAGUGCGGUGGGUCUCAAAUCUGCGAGCACGGUCGUAUACGCUCUACGUGCAAGGAGUGCGGCGGGUCUCAAAUCUGCGAGCACGGUCGUCACCGCCAAUACUGCAAGGAGUGCGGCGGGUCUGCAUUCUGCGAGCACGGUCGUAUACGCUCUACGUGCAAGGAGUGCGAUGGGUCUCAAAUCUGCGAGCACGGUCGUAUACACUCUCUAUGCAAGGAGUGCGGUGGGUCUGGAAUCUGCGAGCACGGUCGUCAGCGCAAUCAAUGCAAGGAGUGCGGUGGGUCUGGAAUCUGCGAGCACGGUCGUCAGCGCUAUAGCUGCAAGGAGUGCGGUGGGUCUGGAAUCUGUGAACACGGUCGUCGGCGCUAUAGGUGCAAGGAGUGUCGCGCCGCGAAACAUAUAUAG